This is a messenger RNA of Hirsutella rhossiliensis, 351 nucleotides long. Its product is annotated as RING-H2 zinc finger domain-containing protein. Gene Ontology annotation, molecular function: cullin family protein binding; zinc ion binding; ubiquitin protein ligase activity. The record is from RefSeq and is a predicted model, not a curated record. Gene Ontology annotation, biological process: protein ubiquitination; ubiquitin-dependent protein catabolic process. The transcript has 4 exons. Gene Ontology annotation, cellular component: nucleus; cullin-RING ubiquitin ligase complex. Bases 1 to 351 code for a protein of 116 amino acids. NCBI's taxonomy places the organism in Eukaryota, Fungi, Ascomycota, Sordariomycetes, Hypocreales, Ophiocordycipitaceae.
AUGACCGAUGUAGAGAUGAGCGAUGCCCCCACAGCCGCCAAGCGAGCGGAUGGGGUUACGGGAAAAGGGCCCGAGGGCAAAAAGAAGUUCGAAGUGAAGAAGUGGAACGCCGUUGCCCUCUGGGCUUGGGACAUCGUUGUGGAUAACUGCGCCAUCUGCCGUAACCAUAUCAUGGACCUAUGCAUCGAGUGUCAGGCGAACCAAGCUUCGGCGACGAGCGAGGAGUGUACAGUGGCAUGGGGCAUCUGCAACCAUGCGUUUCACUUUCACUGCAUUUCACGAUGGCUCAAGGCCCGGUCGGUCUGUCCCUUGGAUAACCGUGACUGGGAGUUCCAGAAGUAUGGGCGAUGA